Molecule: messenger RNA, 4346 nt
Organism: Cheilinus undulatus (humphead wrasse)
Lineage: Eukaryota; Metazoa; Chordata; Actinopteri; Labriformes; Labridae
Gene: phf20a
Product: PHD finger protein 20, a
Exons: 17
Coding region: 185-3205 (1006 amino acids)
Biological process (GO): regulation of transcription by RNA polymerase II
Cellular component (GO): nucleus; MLL1 complex; NSL complex
Source: RefSeq, a predicted model, not a curated record
AUAUGAGCUAAAACUCGCGUAAUUGUUCUAAAUAAUGUAUUUUAAAACAACGCAUUUGUUUGGAUAAUAUCACUUCGUUUCGUUUCCUGGUUUUUAGCAUCAGCAACUCUCGGUCUGCGCCCUUCCUUGCCUUGGUUGGUGUCCGUCCCUCUGUUUUCCGGAAGGGAGCCUUGAUGUGGGCAGUAUGAGUAAGACGCCCCCUACAAGAAGAGGGAUAUCAUUUGAGGUUGGAGCUCAGCUUGAGGCCCGAGACAGCCUCAAAAACUGGUAUGCUGCCACCAUAGAGAAGAUUGAUUAUGACGGUGAAAAAGUACUCAUCCAUUACCGACAGUGGAGCCACCGUUACGACGAGUGGUUUGACUGGACAAGUCCCUACUUGAGACCCGUGGAGAGGGUUCAGCUGAGGCGGCAGGGCCUGCAGGAAGACGCUCCUGUACCUGGCUUCCAUGUGAAUGAUAAGGUCCUCGCCAGCUGGUCUGACUGCCGUUUCUACCCUGCUAAAGUAAUUUCUGUCAAUAAAGAUGCAUCCUACACUGUGAAGUUUUAUGAUGGCGUUGUCCAGACAGUAAAGGGGAUACACGUGAAGCCUUUUAUUAAAGAGAGAGGUGGUGUAGGUGGAGGGAAGUCUCGUUCCACUGACAGGAACAUGGUUAGAAGGGCCCCAAACCGUAGAGAAAGGAGGCCUCAGGAGAAUGGAGGUCCAAAGAACAAGCGAGCCAGACGCAGCACCUCUGACCAGGAGGAAGAGAGCAACAGUGAAGAUGAGGAGCGGGACGAAGCGGUAGAGAACGAGAAGAGCAAGAAAACAAAUGGUGAGGUAGAGGAUACAGCCAAUAUUAAACAGGAGGAGGAAACCUCAGAGGAAGCAGAGCAGAAGAAGCCCGGGGAUGUUCAAAAGGGGACGGGGCUUACAAACGGGGUGAAGGAUGAAGAGGACUGUAAGAAAAAUGAAGAAAGCAGCCACAUAAAUGGAGAGGUGAAGAAGGAGGAGACAGAAACAGAAGGGAGUGAAACAAAGCCAUAUACAGAGUUGCCCAAGCCAUACAAAGACCCACAUACUCCAUUGUCGGCACAGUCAGAGCAGGUGUCUGUCACUAUGACAACCAGCGAAUCUAAUGGAAGUGUGGAGCAGAAGCCAAAUGUCCAAUCAGAAAGCACGCAGGCUUCAGCAGAGGUACCACCUCCCCAACCUGUAAAACCGGUGAGGAAACAGGGUUUUCACAACCCCAACAGAUUCAGCAGAGAACCAUUGUACCGAGUCAUCAAAAACCAACCUCCCCCUGUCCUGUCCAUCAACCUUGACCACAAUCCGUUUAAGUGCAGCGCUCCUGGCUGUCCAAAGUCAUUCCGUAAGGCCAAACUGCUGCACUAUCAUAUGAAAUACUAUCAUGGCGAGGAGCAGCCUCUUGAGGGGGAGCGUAGCCCCACCCGAAGUGUCCAGACCAGGGCCUCUGACAAACAGAUUACAGGUAUAGAGGGCCCUAAGAGAAGGCGGACCAUCUCUGCUUCUAUGCACUCUGUUGGAGCUGCUUCAGCUCCCCGUGGUGAGGUGAAGACUGCUGGCAGACGCACAUCAGCCCCACCUCUCGUCAACACUCAGGGCCAUCAGCAGAGGGCGCUGCUGAGGGAGAAGAGCAAGGAGAACCAGCUGGAUAGGAAUGGAUGCCAUCAGCUGGACAAGGACCUAGACAGGAGUGGCUUUGACAUUGGGUCAUUUAAAGAGAAACUGAAAGAGAAACCGAAACAGAAGGACUUCCUCCGCAUUAAGCUAAAGAAGAAGAAGAAGAAAAAGAAGGCCAAGUCUGACUACACAGGUAGUGAGGAGAAUAUUGACAUCUCAGUAUUGGGUCUUCAGUCCAAAUUGAAUAUGCCAUUCAAAUCCCCCCUCUCACACAAUCACAAGCCUGAGGCCUACCCCAGCAGGCCCGGAUACAGCUACUCAGAGCAGAUACAUGUGGAUGAUGAUGAUAGCAUCAGCGACUGGUCCACUGACAGCUGUGGAUGGAGCGAUGACGACUUUGGGGUUGAUCUGGAUGUCACAACGCCUCCCCUGAGUAUUGACUCAGGUGCUGUGGACACAAGUGACCAAGAGAUCGUUCGAUGCAUCUGCGAGGUAGAGGAAGAAAAUGACUUCAUGAUUCAGUGUGAAGACUGUUUAUGCUGGCAACAUGGCACCUGCAUGGGUCUGCUGGAAGACAACGUCCCAGACAGAUACACCUGCUAUAUCUGCAGAGAUCCACCAGGCCAGAGACAGAGUCUGCGUUACUGGUAUGAUCGUGAGUGGUUGAGCAAUGGUCACAUGUACGGCCUGUCCUUCUUGGAAGAGAACUACUCUCACCAAAACGCAAAGAAGAUCACCACCACCCACCAGCUGCUGGGAGAUGUGCACCAUGUGGUGGAGAUUCUCAAUGGGCUGCAGCUGAAGAUGAGUGUUCUACAGAGCAGUACUCACCCAGACCUGCAGCUGUGGAGGCAGCCCUGGAAACAUUUAGAGAGGUCGCGUAUCAGCUCCGACUCAGGUCGUAGUGGUGACGCAGUUCCUUCUCCCAUGACUCCUGAUGAGGACAUGAGUCGAGGCGAAAUUUUAAUGUCCAAUGCCCUGGAGAAGCUGAGCCGGGCCGCUACGGCAACCACCUCCUCUUCGUCAUGCUCCUCCUCCCCGUUCCCAUCCUUUCAGGACUCUUACAUUACCAGUGAACAUUGCUAUCAGAAACCACGGGCGUACUACCCUGCAGUGGAGCAGAGGCUGGUGGUGGAGACCAGACAGGGGUCAGAGUUGGAGGACAGCAUGAGAAGCACGGAGGAGCUGUUGGAGCGGGAGCAGCGCUACGGAAGCCUGCUGGAGUCAGACAAGCCCAAAUCAGCUGGCAGUGGUACAAAGGCAUCGAUGGGUAGCUCUCGGUCCCAGGUUGACACAAAAGAAGAGGAUGGGAGAGAUUCUGAAGAGGCUGCAGAUCACAGCAAGCAGCACCAGCAGAGGCAGAUCAACCUACUGGAUCACAUCGAUGCAGUCCAGGAUGAGGUCUCACACAGGAUGGACUUUAUUGAGAGGGAACUAGAUGUGCUGGAGAGCUGGCUGGAUUACACCGGCGAGCUGGAACCUCCUGAGCCCUUGGCUCGUCUGCCUCAGCUCAAACACCGCAUGAAACGGCUGCUGACACAGCUGGGCAAGGUGCAGCAGAUUGCUCUGUACAGCUCCACAUGAGGGCGCCAGAGAACAGCAGCAGCCUCGGCCCCAUGCAGCUGCAGAGGGAGUGAAGCGGAGGAAGCUCACUGGAGAAGAUGUUAAUCUUAGUGCAAGACUCUGAUUGUUCUGCAAGUUCCCUCUGACCUGAAAUCUGCUGCUGAUUGUCCUUUAAAGAGUUGAGUGUGAUGAAAUCCAAUGCUGCAGCCAGAAAGAUUCAUAUUUAGUAUAUGAAAAUGUUUGAAAUGACAGCAUCUUAAAUCAGGAUAUAACACAAGAAGUAACCUCGAAUUUGCAGGAAAAAAUCCUUAGGACCAGAUAACACUUCUGUGGUUCCCAUGCAACUUAUGAAUACCGUCUGUAUGAAGCUACUGCAAAGGGUUGCUCUGUCCCUCUUAGUACACAGUGCUUUAUAUGCAGAAGCUUUGUAUACGACAUUGCAAUCGAGUUCCUUAACCUACACAGCCUCUUUGCAACAGUUCUUUGUUUUCAUAGUGUUGCAGUUUUUGUGUUAAAUUGUUCCAAAGUUCAGUUUUUGUCACUUGUCCUGCCACUCUGCAUUAAAACUUUCACUUUUAAAAGCAGACAGCAACUUGAAGACAUCCUGUAUGUAACGUGACCGUACAAAUCUCUUUAAAUGAGUUGUCCUUAUUUGACCUACUCACUGGUUUGUUUUAUACUACACUGUGAAGUUAUUUUUGUCUGGAAUCAAAGGAACCUUAUUUCAGUUUCAUGCGUUGUCAAGUGUGAUUUCAGUUUUGUCUUAUUCUAUUCAUCCUCAUCAGUGUACUGUUUUACCAGUUUUCUUUCUGUAUCCUUUACUUCAAUUUACUCUUUGCAUUAUUGUUGUAGCACUUGAGUUAUUUUUGGCUGAAAACUGUAACUUGGACUUGUCUUUCCUUAACCUUGUUUUCCUGUACUUUGUAAGUUACAAAUAAUACCUAAAAGACUCAUAAAUUUAUUCUUUUCUGUCUUUGUUUUUUUAUUUACUCUAUUUUGGUUGUAAAUAUGUUAAUCAAAAAUGUGCUCUUCUUUACUGAAAACAUUCUCCAGAUUCAGAUAUUGUAUGCUUCUGUACUGUAACUGUCCGGCUUAGAAGCAGGGAAGUGUAAAAAACAAUGCAAACAUUUGCUGGUAUAUGAAUAAACUCAUUGUUACUAUU